Molecule: messenger RNA, 1002 nt
Organism: Geodia barretti
Lineage: Eukaryota; Metazoa; Porifera; Demospongiae; Tetractinellida; Geodiidae
Source: the annotation of a GenBank genome assembly
GUUUGCCUUUUUCCGGGGCGAGGUGGUGCCUUUGGAAGAUGCCCGUGUGAGUGUGAUGACCCAUGCCCUCCACUACGGCACCGCCGUCUUCGAGGGCAUCCGUGGCAACUGGAACGCGGAACACGAGACCACCUACAUUUUCCGUCUGCGCGAGCAUUACGAACGCCUGCACCUAGGGUGCCGGAUGCUCAUGCUGGACAUCCCCUACAGCGUCGACGACCUCUGCAAGAUCACCGUCGACUGGUGGAGAAAAACGGCAACCGCUCCGACGUCUACAUCCGGCCCCUCGCCUACAAGAGCGAGGAGCUGGUCGCCAACCUGAAGCUCCACGAGAUCGCCAGCGAUUUCACCCUGAUUGUUGUGCCUUUUGGCAACUACCUGGGCACUGAGAACCUGCGUUGCUGCACCUCCUCCUGGCGUCGGCUGGAGGAUCAAAUGACGCCGACCCAGGUCAAGACCUCUGCCAACUACCUGAACAGCAUCCUGGCCAAGACUGAGUCUGUCCUGGCCGGUUUCGACGAGGCCAUCCUGCUGAACCAGGACGGACACGUCGCCGAGGGCUCCGGCGAGAACCUCUUCAUGAUGCGCAAGGGGAAACUGAUCACCCCGGUCCUCGAGGACAACCCCCUCCCCGGCAUCACCCGCGAUACCGUGAUGGAGCUGGCCAGCGAGGAACUGGGCAUCGAGGUAGUGGAGCGCCGAAUCGACCGCACCGAGCUGUAUCUGGCCGACGAAGUGUUUCUGACCGGCACGGCGGCCCACCUGACCCCCGUGAUUUCGCUGGACAGCCGACCCAUCGCCGACGGCAACCCAGGUCCGGUAUCGUCGCAGCUCAAGCAGAUGUACUUCGACAUCGUUUUGGCCGAAACCCCAAGUACCUGCACUGGUGCACCGCCGCAGUUCCCAACGGGGUCACGGCGUAAACUCGGCCAGGCACUUGUCCCGGCUCGACUGAUGGCGGACAGCAGUAUCCCGAAUUUGCUCCCAGUUCCGAAAGAGUGA